Molecule: messenger RNA, 441 nt
Organism: Coffea arabica (coffee)
Lineage: Eukaryota; Viridiplantae; Streptophyta; Magnoliopsida; Gentianales; Rubiaceae
Source: RefSeq, a predicted model, not a curated record
AUGGCAAAAGGUUCAGCUUUAACAUCCAUCCAAAUUUCCCUUUUGCUAUUAGUAGCAAUCUUUGUUUGUUCAGAAGCUAAUCAUCGUGACCGUGAUUAUUGCUGCGGUGGAAAGGAAACAAAGAUUACUGUGUACCUUCAACUGUUUUCAGGCGGACCAAAUGCCACCACUGUCGCAGUUGCCGGCGCCCCUGGUAGGCCGAGAACUCCCACCGAAUUUGGAACCAUUUAUGUUAAUGAUUCUCCCUUUACAGAAAGCAUCAGCAUCAAUUCUCCAACUGUUGGUCGAAGCCAAGGCCUUUAUGUAGCUUCAUCCCGUGAUGGACUUUACUCAUUUGACCCAUUUUCCUUCAUUUUCACCGACGGACAAUACAACGGUAGCACUUUGGAAUUCCAAGGACUAGGAUAUAGCAUACAAAAUACUUCGGUGACUGAAUUUUCA